Brassica rapa (field mustard) is the source of this 1694-nucleotide messenger RNA. Its product is annotated as putative nuclease HARBI1. The record is from RefSeq and is a predicted model, not a curated record. Lineage: Eukaryota; Viridiplantae; Streptophyta; Magnoliopsida; Brassicales; Brassicaceae.
CUUGCGUUUCUUUUCUUUUUCCUGUGUAGCCAAACGAAAAAAAAAAUUAUUUAGAAGAACAUAUAGACAUUUAAAGGAAAAAAAAAGAAGACAUCUUGGUCAAAAGAGGAAGAGAGGAAGACGUCCUUUGCUCUGUACUUGGGAAAGAACAAAAGAAAAAAGAAAGCAAGACAUAUUGCUCAGAAAAGAAAGAAAAGAAGACGUGCUCUCUACCUUGGACAACAAGUGAAGAUGUCGUCAAAUCGCCAGCGAAAUACCAACUCUCGCAGACCAACAAAUUCAAACCAAACGGCGGAAGAUUCAACUCCUCCAGCAGAAGCAACAUUAAGGGCUUUUCGUAUAUGUCAAUUACGAGCACAAGGUAUACACAACCUAAGUUACGAAGAGAGAAUAGAAAUGUGGAAUUUGGAAAAUGAGCAGUUUGCAGAGUUAAUAAUCAAUCCAACUUUGACUUAUUAUCAUCGCUAUUUUGAAAGGGCACCAGUACAAACCGAUAGAGGUCUAGGUUGGAGAAAUAUAUGGCGACGACUACAAGAAGAUGAUGCUGCUUGUCUUCAGUUAUUACGAAUGUCACUGCCGUGUUUCUGCUCAUUGUGUGAUACACUACAAACAAGCUAUGGUCUACAACCAACACUAAAUGUAAGUAUUGAAGAAAGUGUUGCUAUGUUUCUACAGAUAUGUGGGCAUAAUGAAGUUCAAAGAGAUGUUGGCUUGAGAUUUAGUCGAAAUCAAGAGACGGUUCAAAGAAAAUUUAUGGAAGUUCUUACGGCAACAGAACUAUUGGCAUGCGAUUAUAUUAGAACUCCAACAAGACAAGAGCUAAUGCGAAUUCCUGAAAAACUUUACUCAGAUCGAAGAUAUUAUCCUUUUUUCAGUGGAUUCGUUGGAGCUAUGGAUGGGACUCAUAUAUGUGUAAAAGUGGAGCCUAAGUUACAAGGAAUGUAUUGGAAUCGACAUGAUAAUGCAUCUUUGAACAUCAUGGCAAUAUGUGAUUUGAAUAUGUUAUUCACAUAUAUAUGGAAUGGAGCACCGGGAUCUUGUCAUGAUACUGCUGUUUUGGCAAUGGCACAACAAAAUGAUUCUGAGUUCCCUUUGCCUCCACGAGAUAAAUAUUAUCUUGUUGAUUCAGGCUACCCAAACAAGCAAGGAUUUUUAGCUCCAUAUAGAUCAUCACGAAAUGGAGUUGUGAGAUAUCAUAUGUCUCAGUUCAACUCUGGUCCUGCUCCUAGAAAUAAACAAGAAUUAUUCAACCGGUAUCAUGCGUCUUUACGUUCUGUUAUUGAGAGGACAUUUGGAGUUUGGAAGAAAAAAUGGAGGAUUCUAUCUGAUUUUCCAAGAUACAAUGUCCACGUUCAAAAAAGAGUGGUAAUGGCUACAAUGGGAUUACAUAACUUUAUCAAAAUAUCAAACUACUCGGACGAAGACUUCGCAAAUACAAUGCAAGAUAUGAGACUGGAUAACGGAGAUCCAGAACCUGGUAUUGCUGAUACAGAAGAAAUUUAUACGGCACAGGGAGAACAAAUGGCACAAAUAAGAGAUACUAUUGCAAAUAUGUUGUGGGAAAAUCAAAAUAGUCGAUAGUAGUUUUUUUUUGUAUUUUACUUUUUUUAAAAAUAUAUAUGUAAUUUAAAUUUUUAAUUCAGGUGAAUUUUGGUAUUAAAAUUUUCUAAAUAAGAAAAAAAAAAUUACAUCAA